Messenger RNA from Prunus armeniaca (apricot), 855 nucleotides. The record is from the annotation of a GenBank genome assembly. Lineage: Eukaryota; Viridiplantae; Streptophyta; Magnoliopsida; Rosales; Rosaceae.
AUGCUAGGUUCGUCCUAUAAAUGGGCCAAAGAGACGGUGGGAGGGUUACUUGAGAAUUUGAGAGCAAACGAGCUUGUGAGAGGCGAUUUCCGGUUCCAUGUUUUCAUUUUAUUUGAGGGAGAAUCGGUAUCAAAAAGCUCGACUGCAGGGCUUGGUAGUGCUGAUUCCGAAGGAGCCAAAGGGGUAGGGGGUGCAGAGGUGUCUACCGAUUCGGGGAGCACUUCGAGUGUCAAGGUGGUUGAGGUUAAUAAAUCUCAACCAUCGACAUCUGGUCGUCGAGUCGGGGCGAUCGAGGCUGGUGCAUCAAUUGUCGAUCCCAAGGAGGGUGUGCUGACUGUGCUGAAUUGGCCGUUGGAGUCUUUGAGCAAUCCGGACGGUGAGGUGGUUUUCUUCACCGAUGCCUUCAAACAUGGGCUUCGGCUGCCGUUGAGGCAUUCGAUGCAGAAGAUCCUAGCUCAAAUUGGUUAUGCUCUGGGGCAGUUUAAUCUGAACUUCUGGAUUACAUUACUUGGAAUGAUUACGGCUUUCGGCAUAGCCGAAGGGGAAGAGCCAAGCUAUGAGAAGUUCGCCCACCUCUACAGCAUGACGAGGGCGAAGAGUGCCGAUCAAGGGGUGGGUGCAGUCAAAUUGCCUUUCGGCAGGUCAGCGAGGGCACUUCGUUGUCUGGCUGCCGAGCUCUCAGAAGACCUGAUGUCGGCGUCGGGUGCUGGUUUCCUGAGCUUAGGAAUCGGCGCCGGGGGUGGUUGUGGAGAGGCACAUCCUCACGGGCUUUCAAACAGUCGUGUCCUUGAAAUGGCCGAUCACAACAAAGAGGGAAGUGGAAGUAAUCGAGCGUGUUCAGUAGAAAAUUGCUGA